CAUUUCACUCAAUGAUUAAAAGAACUUGGACACCUGACUGCUUGCUGGUCAUCCUGUUCUGAAAGCAUUUGAGAGAAAAGGGGGAGAUGAAAGUUUGUUUCUGCACUGAACAUGUUGCUGAGUAAAUAAAGAUGAAGAACAGGAGGGAAGCGGCUUUAUAAGUAUAUUUACUGAGAGGUACUGAGAGAUGAAGGUGAAGGUGAAGCAGUGGCACGCUGUAGCCUCCUGGCUCUGGGUGGCUAAUGAUGAAAACUGUGGAAUCUGCAGAGCUCCCUUCAACGGCUGCUGUCCAGACUGUAAAGUCCCGGGAGAUGACUGUCCGCUGGUCUGGGGUCAGUGCUCACAUUGUUUUCACAUGCACUGUAUCCUAAAGUGGCUGAACUCUCAGCAGGUACAGCAACAGUGUCCAAUGUGUCGACAGGAGUGGAAGUUUAAAGAGGGAGAGACUGCAUGAGCUGAUGAAGUAAACAUGAGCAUAUCCAGUCACUGUAUUUAUAUGCUUCAUUUUUAUACAAGCGAUAAACAAUUUUGUAAAUCAAUGUAAUAAAUGUAUAAAGGUUCUAAAGCAG
Trichomycterus rosablanca is the source of this 569-nucleotide messenger RNA. RefSeq names its product APC11 anaphase promoting complex subunit 11 homolog (yeast) (gene anapc11). The record is from RefSeq and is a predicted model, not a curated record. The transcript is spliced from 5 exons. Gene Ontology annotation, molecular function: ubiquitin protein ligase activity; cullin family protein binding; zinc ion binding. NCBI's taxonomy places the organism in Eukaryota, Metazoa, Chordata, Actinopteri, Siluriformes, Trichomycteridae. Gene Ontology annotation, biological process: anaphase-promoting complex-dependent catabolic process; positive regulation of mitotic metaphase/anaphase transition; protein ubiquitination. Gene Ontology annotation, cellular component: nucleus; anaphase-promoting complex. The coding region runs from base 188 to 454 and encodes 88 amino acids.